AUGCCCUCCCUCGUGUGCGCUUCGGCGCCAUCCGCCUACCCGCCGUAUUCCUACCCCUCUUCUUCCUCGCGGCCCUCUUCUUCCUCCUCAGACUCUUCCAUCUUCUCCGACUCCUCCUCUUCCAGUGCAUACUCUCUCCCCACUCCCGCACGUGCCACCGCUGGAUACAUGUCCGCGACCCUCAAACCCCUCCCGCCCUCCUGCCCACCCUCUGCGUCCUCUUCUCCCAGCGUCAGGAUGCGCCCCCUGCCCACACCACCAAGCGCACACUCGGACGGCUUCCGCCUCUCGCUCAACGGCCUCCCGCGCCCCCUCCCCGUACCCCCUCUCCGCCACUCGGCCUCGGUCCAGCAGCUCCGCGAGCCUCCGCCCCCGCUCACGCCCCCGCUCACCGCCGUCUCGCCCUCGCCCCGCUUCAGCCAUGGAUCGCUCCCGCUCCCACCCGUGCCCACCCAAGCUCGCCCCUCGCGCCCGCAAACGCUCCCUCCCACGAGCGUGCCAUCAGCCGAACCCGUCAAGGUGUCCCUCCAGCCGCUGCCGUCCAGCCCUCCACGCCGCACCUCCCCACGCCGCCCGACCAUCCGCCUCGCGAUCCCCGGUCCGUCCACUGCGACCCUCGCCGCAGCCCCCGCGCACCCGUCCUUCCUCUCGCCGGCCCCGGGCACGCCCAUCGCGCUCACGCUCCCAGGGCCACGCGACGCGCGCAAGCGCCGCGAGGAGGCCCUCGAGGCGAGGAUGAAGGACCUCGGCUUCGUCGAGGCGCGCUCGCCGCGCGACACGCGGCCGCGGAGCGGCUCCCCCGCCGCUGACGGCGACGGCGACGAUGAAGACGAAGACGACGAGGACCACGACGUCGUGCUGCUCGUCGACCCCGACGAGUCCGACGACGAGGGCGACGCCGCGUCGCAGCUGCCGAGCUUCUCCCGGCCAUCAACGUCCUCCGCGCCCGCGCCCCCACAGCCGACGCACGCGUCGCCGCCGCCUCUCGCGCGGACGCACAUGCGCUCCGAGUCGCGCGCGCAGAUGCGCGGGCUCUUCCCGCCGCCGGCGCCGUCGCCGAUCGAGACCCCGGGCUCGGCGAUCGAGGUCCGGGUCGAGGUCGAGGUCGUGACGAACGAGGCGGUCGCGCGCGCCAAGCGGCGGUUCAGCCGGAAGUGGGUGCGCGAGCGGCGGGGGAAGCGGUCGACGGAGAAGGACUUCACCGAGAUCCUCGCGCAGCUGAGGAAGCUCCGGUGA
This is a messenger RNA of Epithele typhae, 1236 nucleotides long. RefSeq lists its product as uncharacterized. Bases 1 to 1236 code for a protein of 411 amino acids. The record is from RefSeq and is a predicted model, not a curated record. The transcript has a single exon. NCBI's taxonomy places the organism in Eukaryota, Fungi, Basidiomycota, Agaricomycetes, Polyporales, Epitheliaceae.